CUUCUCGGCACUGUCCUCUCCGGUAUUUCCGCGCUGGCUCCUCGGCACUGUCCUCUCCGGUAUUUCCGCGCUGACUUAUCGGCACUGUCCUCUCCGGUAUUUCCGCGCUGGCUCCUCGGCACUGUCCUCUCCGGUAUUUCCGCGCUGGCUCCUCGGCACUGUCCUCUCCGGUAUUUCCGCGCUGGCUCCUCGGCACUGUCCUCUCCGGUAUUUCCGCGCUGGCUCCUCGGCACUGUCCUCUCGGGUAUUUCCGCGCUGGCUCCUCGGCACUGUCCUCUCGGGUAUUUCCGCGCUGGCUCCUCGGCACUGUCCUCUCGGGUAUUUCCGCGCUGGCUCCUCGGCACUGUCAUCUCCGGUAUUUCCGCGCUGGCUCCUCGGCACUGUCCUCUCCGGUAUUUCCGCGCUGGCUCCUCGGCACUGUCCUCUCCGGUAUUUCCGCGCUGGCUCCUCGGCACUGUCAUCUCCGGUAUUUCCGCGCUGGAUCCUCGGCACUGUCCUCUCCGGUAUUACUGGGGGCUACUUCUCUGUUUUUUUAUCCAGGACCCCGCGGUGACGGAGCAUCGGCCCAGCAGCCAGUAUGCUACGUUAGAUGUCUACAAUCCAUUUGACAACCUCGGGGUGCCUCCUCCUUACCAUGAGCCAUCAGCCCAGCCAGCUGCCACUGCGCCUGCUGCAACGAUCCAGCCGACUGUCAGCCCAGCUGUCAAGAAACAAAGUCCCACUGAACCCAAAAACUACGGCUCAUACGGGACCCAGGACUCUACAGCUGCAGCGACAGCAGAGUUAUUACGCCGCCAGGAAGAGCUGAACCGCAAGGCUGAAGAGAUAGACCGGAGAGAAAGAGAACUACAGAAUGCUGCGCUUGGAGGAGGAACAUUGAGACAGAAUAACUGGCCCCCGCUGCCAUCUUUCUGCCCUGUGAAGCCUUGCUUCUACCAGGAUAUAGGUGUGGACAUUCCUCAGGACUUCCAGAAGACGGUGUCCAUUAUGUAUUACCUGUGGCUUGUCAGUGCAGGAACUCUGCUGCUGAACUUCGUGGCCUGUUUCGCCUUGUUCUGUGUAGAUGCCAGUGGGGCCUCUGGUUUUGGCCUGUCCAUCCUCUGGGGUAUCCUCUUUACACCCUGCUCAUUUGUUUGCUGGUACAGACCACUGUACAAGGCUUUCAGGAGUGACAGCUCCUUCAAUUUCUUCGCCUUCUUCUUCAUCUAUUUUGUCCAAGAUAUAAUGUAUGUGCUGGAGGCAGUGGGGAUCCCUGGCUGGGGCUUCAGCGGCUGGGUCGCUGCUCUCGCUGCGCUGAAAGGCGGUUAUACGGGGGUCUCUGUCUUCAUGAUGAUAGUCGCGCUGCUCCUUACAGCAACUGCGGUGAUGGGCAUUGUCAUGCUGAAGAGGAUCCACUCCAUCUACCGCCGGACCGGUGCCAGUUUCCAGAAGGCACAAGAGGAGUUUGCUGCUGGUGUGUUCUCUAACCCCACUGUGCGCACUGCAGCGACCAACGUAGCAGCCGGGGCUGCCCAAAGUGCGUUCACGCCUUAGGAUGGGACUGGAGCGCCAUCUGUCUGCCACAUCCCUGCACUGUUGGACUGUAUUGCGGCAGCUUGUUCCAGCGCUGACGUUCACCUGGGCUCGCCGCUCUUCAUUAAUGCUUGUGUGUCUGUAUUAACACAAUGUGAGCGUGACACUAUGGGGGAGCGUGCGAGAGGUUGUGUCAUGCGUGCAACACCACCUACCGGGACGUGACGCCUUCCCACUCAGGAUUAACCCUUCUCUGCCUGUGGAGGGCUCUUUUCAGUUAAAGCCGGGUGUACCUGUGAUGUUGGGAGGGAGGGGGGUGAGCAUGCCUCAUGUUUACAUGUAUGUUCUGAUAGUAGGGGUAAUGCAUGUAGCCUCAGAUUCUGUCGGCCCACGUGAUGUGGCGGAGGGGUCAGACGUGUUGACCAGCUGAUGCCAAAUUAAACCAUUUUAUUAAGCUGA
This is a messenger RNA of Bufo gargarizans (Asiatic toad), 1971 nucleotides long. RefSeq names its product secretory carrier membrane protein 3 (gene SCAMP3). Lineage: Eukaryota; Metazoa; Chordata; Amphibia; Anura; Bufonidae. Gene Ontology annotation, cellular component: recycling endosome membrane; trans-Golgi network membrane. The record is from RefSeq and is a predicted model, not a curated record. The annotation marks the transcript as partial. Gene Ontology annotation, biological process: protein transport. The transcript is spliced from 8 exons.